CCAGAGCUGAGACACUGAGAACCCCUGGCAGCUCUCCCCAGCCAGCUCCUGGGGGCUGGGGGCAGGAUGGGGGCAGCUUUGGGACUGUUCCUUCUAUCCCUCCCUCUGCCCAAGCAUCACCCAGCUGGGACUGGCUUUGUGCCCAGCUCAGCCUCCUCCAUGUCUGUUCUGUACUGCACCUCCUGACCUCCCACACCAGCAAAAACAUUCCCAUGGCAAGGAUCUGUGCUGCUUAGCUGGGUUUUAGACAGGCACGUCUCUAAGUGGGUCUGACACCCAUGUCCUGCUGGCAUUCAAGCAUCCUGAAGAUCCCCUUGCUCCUGAGCUGAGCUCACCGGGUAAGUCAGUGGCCGGGGAGCCUCCACUCCUGGGCAGAACAAGACUGGGUGGUGAGAAGGAUGCUGGGGAGAACAAGAGGGCCAUAGUGAGCACAGGUGAGUGCUCAAAAAUAUUUGCAAGCUUCACCUCCCUUUGAAGUCCUGGUGCCUCAACCUCCCCUCUCCCUGAGGCCCUGGCUCCUGAUUUAUUGGGUUCCUGGAGGAGAGGCACCUAAAUUAGCUCAGGCUUCAAAGAGCCAAGAGAGGAGACGGGCAAUAGACAAAUAACCCCCCACUAAUUGUGGCUAUUGAUCAAACAUGGGCCAGGACAAUCAGAUAGGAAGGGAUGGAUCAAGGGGGGCACAUUCUCCAGGGGCUCUGCUUUCGCACCAGUUACCCCAACAAUUUGUCAGACCCGCUCCUGGGCUGUUUUUCAAAGCAUUACCUGUCACACAGGAAGGCAUUUAGUGACUGGUUGCUAAUGAGAUGAUGGGCAAACACACGUGGUUGUCCCUCAGUGCUCUGAGGGUGGGGACCUGGCUCUGCCCAUGGCCUCCGGACCUGCUGCACCUGGGAAGUCCCUCGUCCCACCAGCUUAUGGAUUCAGGAAACAAGGAGCUGCUUUCAGCAUCGUUUUCCCCAAGUAAGUGCCGGUCAGGCACGUCAGCCCAGACAGCUCUGCCCCCAGGCUCCUGCUCUGCUCCGAAGGGACAGGAAGGCUCUGGAUGCAGGUAGCACUUUAGCUCUUUUAUCACCUGCCCCAAUCCCCCCUGACACAUUCCUGCUUCCUGCUCCGCAGGGCAGAGGCAUGCCAAGCCCUGCACAUUCCUGUACCGACCCCUGACUCCCCGGGGCUGCUCCUUCCCAGGCACUCACCUACCUCAGUGCCCACAGAUUCUCCCGGCUCACUGGGGUGCAGCUGUGUGGAGCCUCCAGCCCAAUCCUGGGGCAGGAGUAAUUUUGCCUUCUCCUGCACUCAGCCACAGGACUUGCUCCUCUCUCAGCAGUGUCAUCAUUCCAUGCCUCGGUUUCUCUUAGCUGGGAAGUAACAGAGCAGCUCAUGCUGCAGCACCCAUGAGCUGGGGGUAAAGAAGAGCCAGGGUGGUGAUGCCCCACGGGGUUCUGCGUCACAGCACCGCAUAAAACCCAGGCGUGACCUGGCCCAGGCUGAGCCACCAGCCCACCCAGCGGAGGAGAGAGCAGAGCAGCACAGGGGAACUCCUGCAGCGCCCAAAUUCUUAGCAGAGACUAAAGCAACCACUGCAACACGUGCUGGGGCCUGUGAGCAUCUCACUGCAAGCUCCGGGCACCCCAGCACUGAUGCCCCAUGCUCCAGCCUGGUACCACAUGCUCAGGAGCAUCCCUAGGGAUAGGAACCAGGCAGGACUUGCCCUGUGACUCUCUGCAAAGCCACACCUGCGGCAGGUGAGGAGGGUCGGGGGAGCCACGUGACGAGCCCUGUAGUGGGGUUUUUAGAGGCGGCUGUGUGUCCCUGGAGGAGUGUCUCCCACACCUCGCAGGAGGCAGGACCACAGCAGCACCUCUCCCGCUCCCCCUCGCCGCUGCCAUGACCGGAGUAGCCGUGGGGAAAGGCACAGAGCCAGAGCCAGACAGCUCGGAGGAGGAGCUGGAAGCGGGGGGCACACCCCAGGCGUGCUGUGGGCAGAGCCUGUGGGUCCCCCAGGGCAGGGAAGCAGCCGCCUGCCUGGGGGACAUUGAAGGGAUGAAGGUGAGGAAGAGGAGCAGGCCAGUGCGCUCCAAGGCCAGGAGGAUGGCUGCCAACGUCAGAGAGCGUAAGAGGAUUCUGGACUACAACCAAGCCUUCAACGCCCUGCGCCUGGCCCUCAAGCAUGACCUCGGUGGCAAAAGGCUUUCUAAAAUCGCCACCCUCCGGCGAGCCAUCAACAGGAUCACGGCUCUGUCCCUGUCCCUGCAUGGCGCCGGGUGCUGCUGGCCCUGCGCCCACUCCGAGUGCCACGGCCGGGCUGGGGUCCCCACACAGGAGCCAGGGGUGAAGGGCAGCCGCCCCCAGCUCCCCUGGGAGCCCGGUUCUGCAGGCACACGCUGCCCUCCGUCUCCUCUCUGCGCUGAGUUCUCCCCUCAGAGGCAGCUCCAUCACUACGAGAGCCCGAAGGAGGAUCACUCCAUGCCCAGCCCUGCCUGUUGCUCCAGUGGGACCCCCCACCCUGCGCUCUGGGGCACCCGCCAGCAGCGACACAUGGGCAGCCUGCAGGACCCCCUGGCCGGGGCACUCCCCUGGCAGCUGGGCUACUGCCAGAGCUGGGGACACCAGCAGUGCCUCCCCAUCCACUGACCUGCAGGGCCGGGGUGGCAAGAUGGUACCAGGAAGGUAAUGGAUC
Messenger RNA from Chiroxiphia lanceolata (lance-tailed manakin), 2677 nucleotides. It is a transcript of the gene BHLHA9, whose product is annotated as basic helix-loop-helix family member a9. The record is from RefSeq and is a predicted model, not a curated record. The transcript has a single exon. Gene Ontology annotation, biological process: developmental process; regulation of transcription by RNA polymerase II. NCBI's taxonomy places the organism in Eukaryota, Metazoa, Chordata, Aves, Passeriformes, Pipridae. Gene Ontology annotation, molecular function: RNA polymerase II transcription regulatory region sequence-specific DNA binding; protein dimerization activity; DNA-binding transcription factor activity, RNA polymerase II-specific. The coding region runs from base 1885 to 2631 and encodes 248 amino acids.